AUGAGCUCCGAAGUCGCGGCCCUCGAGGCAGAAGUAAGAGAGUACAAACUACAACUCGAAACAGUCGCAUUGUCUUUGCAGAACGACCCAGAUAGUACAGAGUUGCAAAGCCUCAGAACAGAACUUGAAGAAGUUAUAGCCCUGACCGAGUCUGCCAUCUCAGAACUAAAGCCUACUCCAGCUUCGUUACCUACCAAGUCUGCGACGCCGCAGGUGAAAGAAAAGUGGUCGCGCGAAAACCAUCCUGCUUACAAGGCUGGUUAUCGACCGCCAGAAGCACAAGCAGAACAGGAAGAGCAGCCAACGCAAAGUACUUUCUCCGUUAACGACACUGUGCUGGCGAGAUGGAAAUCUGGGGACGGCGGGUUUUACAAUGCGAGGAUCACCUCCAUCACAGGUUCUUCCGCCAAUCCUGUUUACAUAGUGCAGUUCAAGAAUUACGGGACGUCAGAGACUUGCUAUUCGAAGGAUAUCCGGCCAUUGUCAAGUGGUGCACAGAAGCGGAAAGCUGAUAACAUGUCAGGCUCGUCUACACCCACAUCAGCCGCCGCAAACCCAAGCGUCAUUUCUGCUGCUUCGACAGUUGAUCCCAACCUAGCACAACAAGCGAAGCGUGAACCCAGCAAAGUCAGCGAUGGUCCAGUAAGACCAGCCAAAAUUCCGAGGAAGGUGAAAGCGAAGAACGAACUAGAAGCGGGCAAGAACAAAUGGCAAGAUUUCGCUGCCAAGUCCAAAAUCAAGCAUGGUAAGAAGGACAGUAUGUUCAGGACUGGAGACGGAGUAUCUGCGAGAGUUGGCUUCACUGGCUCUGGCCAGACCAUGAGAGCCGACCCAAAGAAGAGCCGUCAUAUUUACGAGCAAGAUGGGCCUGACGACUGA
Lithohypha guttulata is the source of this 879-nucleotide messenger RNA. RefSeq lists its product as uncharacterized. NCBI's taxonomy places the organism in Eukaryota, Fungi, Ascomycota, Eurotiomycetes, Chaetothyriales, Trichomeriaceae. The coding region runs from base 1 to 879 and encodes 292 amino acids. The record is from RefSeq and is a predicted model, not a curated record. Gene Ontology annotation, molecular function: DNA-binding transcription repressor activity, RNA polymerase II-specific; RNA polymerase II cis-regulatory region sequence-specific DNA binding. Gene Ontology annotation, biological process: negative regulation of transcription by RNA polymerase II. The transcript is spliced from 2 exons. Gene Ontology annotation, cellular component: nucleus.